Molecule: messenger RNA, 894 nt
Organism: Microdochium trichocladiopsis
Lineage: Eukaryota; Fungi; Ascomycota; Sordariomycetes; Xylariales; Microdochiaceae
Exons: 2
Coding region: 1-894 (297 amino acids)
Source: RefSeq, a predicted model, not a curated record
AUGGACUCGGCCCAGUAUGUCAAGGACGCCCUCCACGACAAGGUCUUUGGGCGACCCAGACCACACCCUCAGUGGGACGGCGUCGUCGGCGACAAGAUGAUUGUCAUGGUCCACCUGCCCUCCGAGGAUGUCUCCUGGGUCGCAAGGGAGCUCCCAGACUGGCAGAGAGCCAUCUACCCCGUCCCACCAAACACAGUCGCCACGACCGUCCCGCCGCCCGCGGACAAGCCUCCGACGGAGCUGCGGCUGCCCGCCAACAAAGGCCACGAGGCCAUGGCCUACAUCACCUUCCUCAUCGACUUCUACCACCACCUGCCCUCUAUCGUCCUCUUCCUCCACGCCCACGAGGACGGCUACCAUCGGGCCUGGCACGUCGAUGCCCGCCUUCACUCCAACGUCGUGGCCACCCGCGAGCUGCGCCUCGACACGGUCAAGAAGCGCGGCUACGUCAACAUGCGCUGCAACCCGCGCUCCAACUGCCUCCACACCCCGCGGCCCGACAACUUCCACCUCACGCCCAACACCGAGGAGGUCUGGCGCGAGUUCUGGGCCAACACCUCGACCCCGGUGCCCAAGAUCAACGAGCUCAUGCUCCAGCGCGACAACAUUGACGAGGCCGACCCUUAUGGCGUGCCCGACCUCUCGACCCACCCGUUCCCGCCCAUUGCCGACCCGUCCGGCGGGCAGUUCGCCGUCACCCGCGAGGCGAUCCUCUCCAGGCCCCGCGAGGACUACAUUGCCCUGCGGGAGUGGCUGUUCGCGACGGACCUGCACGACGAGGCGAGCGGGCGCGUGUUCGAGUUCAACUGGCACAUCCUGUUUGGCAUGCCCGGCGUGCUGUGCUACGAGCGUAGCCAGUGCGAAUGUGACGUCUUUGGGCGGUGCCACAAGUAG